Oryzias melastigma (Indian medaka) is the source of this 5174-nucleotide messenger RNA. Its product is annotated as CUGBP Elav-like family member 2. Gene Ontology annotation, biological process: mRNA splice site recognition; regulation of alternative mRNA splicing, via spliceosome. Bases 279 to 1880 code for a protein of 533 amino acids. The transcript is spliced from 13 exons. The record is from RefSeq and is a predicted model, not a curated record. Gene Ontology annotation, cellular component: nucleus; cytoplasm; ribonucleoprotein complex. NCBI's taxonomy places the organism in Eukaryota, Metazoa, Chordata, Actinopteri, Beloniformes, Adrianichthyidae. Gene Ontology annotation, molecular function: mRNA 3'-UTR binding.
AGUGCAAAAGUGCUGCUGUGGACACAGCUUUACAGUCUGCGAACCGGGCUGCCGCAAGCAGCACAAUGCAUUAGCGCACGAUGAGCUGUCAGAGAGGAUUAUUUCAGCCACCACAGUCAGCAAAGGGGGUGGGCGCCGCUCUGCUGCACUAAACCGAGGAGAAAGGGUGGGCGGGAGAGGGAGAAGGAAAAAAAAAAAAGAGAACAGAAUCGCAUAGGUGAACGACGGAAAAGAGAAGAAAGUGUCCAUUGCAGCGGGCGGAUUUUUCCAGAGCACCAAUGUUGGAACACUCUUCUGAGCUGGCCCUGGUGCAGAGUCUGUAUGCCAACAGCAUGCGCUGCCCCCCCUCUGCGGCUGGGAUCCCUGUCAAGAAUGACGACCUGCCCAUGAGCAACGGCAACAGCAACAAGAUGAAUGGGUCACUGGAGCAUAUGGACCAGCCGGACCCAGAUGCGAUCAAGAUGUUUGUGGGACAAAUUCCACGCUCCUGGACAGAAACUGAGUUGAAAGAGCUUUUUGAACCCUUUGGAGCAGUGUACCAGAUCAACAUUCUUCGUGAUCGCGCCCAGAAUCCUCCUCAGAGCAAAGGAUGCUGUUUUGUAACUUUUUAUACAAGAAAAGCUGCACUGGAGGCCCAGAAUGCACUGCACAACAUAAAGACCUUAAGUGGGAUGCAUCACCCUAUUCAGAUGAAACCUGCUGAUAGUGAGAAAACAACUGCGGUGGAAGACAGAAAACUCUUUAUUGGAAUGGUCUCAAAGAAGUACGGCGAGAACGAGGUCAGAAUGAUGUUCUCGUCCUUUGGACAGAUCGAAGAGUGCCGAAUUCUCCGGGGGCCAGACGGUCAGAGCAGAGGCUGUGCGUUUGUCACAUUUGCUACCAGAGCAAUGGCACAGAAUGCAAUCAAAACCAUGCAUCACUCUCAAACUAUGGAGGGCUGUUCUUCCCCUUUGGUAGUGAAGUUUGCCGACACACAGAGGGAUAAGGAGCAGCGGCGCUUGCAGCAGCAGCUGGUGCAACAAAUUCAGCAGCUUAACAAUGCCUCAACAUGGGGAAACCUGGCUGGGCUGGGGACACUCACGCCACAGUAUCUGGCUUUGCUUCAACAGGCUACUUCCACCAGUAACCAAGGCAGUUUCAAUGGCAUGCAGAGGCUAGGAGCGGGUGUGAAUCCUCUUCAGCUGCAGAACUUGGCGACACUGGCUGCAGCUGCAGCUGCAGCACAGAGUUCUGCCACCCCAGCAUCAACCAGUGCACUCUCUACAAACAGUGGAGCCCUCGGGGCUCUGGCCAGCCCAGCUGGCUCAACAGCAGGGUCCAGCGCCGGUGCUGCCAUGAACACUCUGGCAUCUCUCGGUACACUACAGGGUCUAACUGGGAACUCUGUGGGCCUCAACAACCUUAAUGCUCUAACCAGCAGCGUCAGUGGUAUGGGGGCUAUAAAUGGUGGCUUGGGAGCCUCGAUGGCGAACGGGUCAGCCGCCAGCUCCAUGGAUGCUCUGACGCAGGCCUACUCAGGGAUGCAGCAGUACACAGCCUCUGCCCUGCCCUCACUUUACAGCCAGACUCUCAUACAGCAGAGCAUAGCUGGCAGUCAGAAAGAAGUAGGGCCAGAGGGCGCCAAUCUUUUCAUCUACCACCUGCCGCAGGAGUUCGGGGACCAAGACCUUCUGCAGAUGUUCAUGCCUUUUGGAAAUGUGGUCUCUGCCAAAGUCUUCAUUGACAAACAGACCAAUCUGAGCAAGUGCUUUGGGUUCGUCAGCUACGACAAUCCUGUGUCUGCACAGGCUGCCAUCCAGGCCAUGAAUGGCUUCCAGAUCGGCAUGAAGAGGUUGAAGGUUCAGCUGAAGCGCUCCAAGAACGACAGCAAACCCUACUGAUCCUCACCUGGGGCCUUCCCCCUCCCCAGCUCUAAUGCUAGCACUGCUAGGGUAAGUUCACCCUCCAGCCAAGGUCACCACAGCAGAGACUCAGUGGGGUAAUGGAAAAGAUCCCACCCCAGGAGGGACACUUGCCCUUUUCCACAUAAAAAAAAAUAAAUUAAAUAAAAAAAGAGGUGAAAAAAAGUUUGCAAUGAUCCUUCUGCAUUUUGCUGUAUUUCAUUCCUGCAGUUUUGUCAUGUACUUUGAGUCUGAGAAAAUAUUUUAAUGUAUAUGAUUAUUUAUGACUAUCACUGGAGUCAGUGUUCGCUGAAGGUACUUGUGUCUUGUAUUUAGUAGAGAGCAUCCGGUUUGCCGCUUCAUUGCCUUCAGGUCAAACGAGACAGGUUGACUCAGCAUCGGUUGUAUUUAAAGGUCUAUAGCGGCGUUGACCCCGAGCCCAGAACCUGCAUUUGGCUUUUUACGUUGUCCGUCAUUUGUUCAUCGUUAAUGUGAAAAUCUUGCAGUCUUUGGUGUGUUCAGUCUUUCAUCGCCUCACCUCUCCUCUACCCCCCCAUCCCUCGUUCUAUUAUCCAAAUUGUGUUAAGCUAGGCUGCCUCUUUCUCUGUUAACAUCCAGUCAUUCCAUCCAUCCAAGUCUCCCACAAAGGGCUGGCUUUAGAUGGAUCUCUUUGGGUGCCAAGUGUACAGUAUGUGCAUGUCAGAGUUUGCCAUAUGUCCUGGUGGUGUCACUUCCUUAAAUCUGUGUAUUGUUUUUGUGUAUCGGAAGAGGGGGGGGUUGUGUUGUCUUUACUCUGUGUGGUGACUAGUGUUACUUUUGUUUUUUUGUGCCUCAUGGCUAAACGAUUCUUGUGCCGUGCCCCUAACUUUCUCUUCUCUCUGUUCUGUCUCUCCCCUCUUCGUUUUUUUGUUCCUCUUCUUCUGUUUGUUUUUUUAGAACAAAUCUCCAUGCCUGUUUGCUCAUCAUUAGCCUAGCAUGUCUUCAUGAUGUUAAAAGCCAAGCCAACUCCCCCCCCUCCCCGGCCUCAUCAUCCCACCAUUGUCUGUGAUGUCUCUCUAAGCUCGCCUGACCAAUACCUGGCCACCCACUGACCCUGACCUUAGCUCGACCUGAUUUUUCUGCAUGUAAAUUCAUUCGUUUUCUUGUUUUGUUUUUGCUUUUUGUGAAGAAAUGUGACGGGCGCAGAGGUCAAGCAAUCAAUGUGAAAACUGCUUGGAAUUCAUUUAAGAGAGCUUUUUCUGUUCUGUUUUUUUUUUUGCAAAUGUUUUAAAAACCUGUGGGAUUUCUUAUUUUUAAUUUAGCUUUGUUAGUUUGUUUUAAUGUUUUUCUUUUUACCUCUCUCAGUAAAGUUCACUUGAAAGUUAAAUACAGGGAUUGGCACACAGCUGUGCUAUUUGGUGCCAUUAGCAAUAUGUUGGCUUCUUUAAAAAGAAAAAAGGAAAAAGAAAAAAAAAAAAGACAGACCACUUUCCAACAUUUUUUCAAAGUGACCAGGAAAAUCCCUCUCAGUGAUCUGUGUUGAUCUCUACAUUAUGUGGGCUAUGUGAAGACUUAAACCAGUAUUUCUUUUCUUUAAUUUUAUCGUCCUUCAAUUGCAAAAUUCUCCAGUGUGUUUCCUUAUUUUUUUUUCUUUUUAGACUGAUGGCACAAUAAAAGGUACAUUUCCUCUUUGAAGAGAAAUGUUUACCUACAUGAGUCAAACUUUUUUAGAACUGAUUCACAAAUAGACAAUCUGUGGUUUAAAUGCACAUUUAGAUUACCUAUAUUUUAUACCAUUGAAUCUAUAGAGGUUUAACUAACAGAACCCAGGCACAACUUUGGGUUUUUUUUGUAGACUUUAUGUUGUAACGUCAUCUGUGUUGGGGAAGGGGGCGGGGGUGUCUUCAGUGUGUGACAUUUUUAGAGAGGACUAAAACUGUUUGAUUUUCUAAAUAACAAUUUAAAACAAUCCUCUCCCGUGAAUUUUUUUUUGUUUAAAUUUUGAUCAAAUAAAAACACAAAAGAUCCCAUGUUUUUUUUUUUUGGAUGCAAAUGAUUUUCCUGUGUUAAAGAAGUAUUUAGCUUCCAUGGUACGCGUUAACUUUCUGUGAAUUUUUCUUGACUAAUUUAAAGCGUCUCGCUUUUGGGUUUGUUGCCUCAUGAUGAAAGACGAUUUACAUUGUGAAUCCUGUAGAUGCUAGAACUGUCAUUGAAGUGCUCAUGUGUCAAAUUCUGUUUUUAUUUUAUUUUUUGUGUGUGUGUGUGUGUUUGGUUUUGGGCUGUAACAAGGUUUUCUUCACGUAGAUAGAAAUGCACAUGCAGCAACACAAACACUUGCAGUGGUUGCAAUUGUGGGAGCCCCUGAAGAAGAGAUCACAACCUGUAGGUCUGCAUGUCUGUCACACAUUUGCUUUAUUUUGAAGACUUUAUUUUCCUUGAAGUGACUUCCUGCGUCAGUUGUGUACACAUCACAUUGAAAUGACUAAAUCCACCACAGUUGUGUUGGUUUACGAGUACAUUCCAUUAUUCAGCACAAAAGUUUACACGUUUUUUAUCAGGGUGGCAUUUUCUCCGCCGUGCGACACCCCUGUUAAAACUUCACCCACAACCAAGGGUUCCUAGAAACUGCUCACCUGGUGGCGCUAAAGAGUUGUAAACUCAGGGUGUAUGUGUUUUCUAGUUUUUUUGUUUGUGUGCGAAGCCAUUCUCACACAAUCACACCGAUUUUUGCAGUUUUACCACCAAAAUAAUCAUAUUUUUGUUUUGUUUUUGUGCUGUUCUCUUAAAACCCAUAGUUUGGAAAAAAAUACAAAAAAAUAAAUAAAGGUACCAAAUUUGAAACAUUACUGGAGGAAAAUGUUAGUUUUGUAAAGAGAUGUUAAGCACAAUUUGUGGGAGCGAAUCACUUUUGCGGAAUGUGGCGUGCGUGGUUUUGAUCCCGGACUUUUCAAGGUACCACAAGAUUUCUCUUUUAAUGUGGGCAUGUGCUUUUUACAGUGUUUUUUCUAUCAAAAUGCAAUACAAUAUUCAAAGUGCCAUAUAUAUAAAUAUAUACGUCUAGAAACUGCCUACACAUUCUUAUUAGGCCUUUGUUUAGAGAUUGCUGCAGUUUUUUUCUUACGUUUUUCUUUAUUUUUUGGGUCUGUUUAUGCCAAUGUCAUGAAAGCUCUUGUCAACUGCUAAUGUCCCCUUUCUCUCCCCCUACUUUGUGUUGAGUUAUUGGUAAAUGUGUAUUGUGAUGUACUCCAUUUGAACCGUUGGUUUUAAACUACUUGUAGAUAAACAAUAAACUUCCCUAUAUAUUUGAAGGUUAAA